AUUGGUGACGCUAACGCCACUGUCUUCAGGAAAGAUGGACGAAAAUAUUGUAUAUUUAGAAGAUGGUACGAAAUAUGAAAGUAGCAUCAGAAGUUCAUGUUUCAUAAUCUCAAACCAGAUACUUUCACCUUUGCCAGAUGAUGUACAACAGAAAAUUGCAAGUUUUAUUCCACCUCUUGGAAGACUUCCACCUUGGGAUCCUUAUUUCCAGGAGAAUACAAUUACAGGUCGAGAUUCCAGAAAACAGUGUAUGUUAGAAUUGGAUAAGGAAGAAUUUUUGCAUAAAAGUUAUAAGGAAUUCAGAUGUGGUGAAGGAGGCUGUCAAGCCAAUUUUAACAACAUCCAGUCUUAUGAAAGCCACUACAACAGCAUUCAUCGUCAUGUUUGUUCCAAAUGUAAAAAAUCUUUUCCUUCAGAUCAUCUUUUGUCCAUACACAUUACAGAGGUGCAUAGUUCUUUCUUUUUGUCUGCUGCCAAGAAAUCUGGAGAGCCAAUAUAUGAGUGUUUGGUGGAAGGCUGUGUGUUGAAGUUUAUGGAGUCUCAAGCAAGGAAAGAACAUUUGAUAAAAGAACACAAAUACCCUGCGGAUUUUAGAUUCAGCACCUUUAAACAGAAGAUAACAAAGAGCAAUACUCAAGAUGCCAUGGAAACUGAUGAGGUAUGUCACAAAGUAAAAGAUAUACAUAAUAGAAAUAAAUCAAGCAAAGUGAAUAAACCAGGAGUUGAAGAACCAAAUAAACUUCAGAUCAGAGUUCCAAAAACAAUAUGUUUUGGUUAUGGAAGCCCAAGAGGGUUCCACCGUGGGGCACCACAGUAUCGAGGUAAAGGAAAGACUAAACACUGGCACCAGACUUCUGAAACUGGAAAAAGUAUAACUAAUGUAGAGGAUAUUAGUAUGCAAGAUUUAGAAAAAGCCUUAGAUGAUGGGAGAAAGUAAACAUUUAGUAUGCAGUCAGAUAACUACAUGUGUAUGCUUACAUAACCAGUUCUUUUAAGGUUAUAGCUAAAUUGUAUAAGAAUAGCAGUUCAAAAGCAUAUCCCUCAAGUUAUUUUGUGAUAAGCCUAAUAUGAGACUGAAUUGUAUGUACGAGAUAACUCCAUAUGUCAAGGUAAUUGCUUUGGAUGGUGUGACAUAGGUGAUAAUUCAGUAUCCUUUCAAAACCUGUAUAAUUUCAUGCUGUUUUUUUUUCUUUUUUAAUUGAGCAUUGAUUAGGCAUAUUUCAUUCUAUUCUAUCAUAACUCUGUAAAAAAAAGUCACAAGAAAGACUUAUUGCUGUCAACUUUGUUUAUGAAUCAUUAAAUAUUUGUAACUUUGCUUCAUGUUUUGAUGUUAGAUAUGCUUCAAAGUUUAAUUAAUGAUAUAGUAUUUAAUUAUUUAUGUAUUCUGGUCUUAUGCUGAUUACAAUAAAAAGAAAUUGAGCCAUUGA
Messenger RNA from Limulus polyphemus (Atlantic horseshoe crab), 1427 nucleotides. Its product is annotated as zinc finger protein 511-like. NCBI's taxonomy places the organism in Eukaryota, Metazoa, Arthropoda, Merostomata, Xiphosura, Limulidae. Bases 35 to 937 code for a protein of 300 amino acids. The record is from RefSeq and is a predicted model, not a curated record. The transcript has 6 exons.